AUGAAGACAAUGCGUGCCGUAACAUUGAGGGCCUUUGGUGGUACCGACAUGCUGCAGGUUUCAGAGGUCACUGAGGUCUCCGUGUCACGUCCGAGAGAUGUGCUUAUCAGGGUGAUGGCGUCUGGCGUUAACCGGGCCGACGUGGUGCAGCGCCAGGGCCACUACCCACCUCCAAAGGGAAGUAGUGAGAUCAUGGGCCUGGAGGUUGCUGGUCUGGUGGAAAAGGUGGGCGAGCAAGUGAAGCGGUUCAAGGAGGGUGAUCGCGUGAUGGCACUACUCACCGGGGGAGGUUACGCGCAGAUGGCGGUUGCUCAAGAGGGCUGCGUCAUGAAAAUUCCAGAUGGAUACACUUUCGUUGAGGCCGCAGCAAUUCCAGAGGCAUUUCUCACCGCCUGGCAGGCACUUAAGCUUCACGGGAACCUGCAGAAGGGGCAGAAUGUGUUGGUGCACGCCGCGGCCGGCGGCGUUGGAACGGCGGUGAUGCAGCUGACACAAAAAUACUUUGAGGCCACCGCCAUCGCCACCUGUUCAACCGCAAAGGUUAACUUCUGCAAGGAGUUUGCCAAGUAUGUGGUUGACAGAUCACCCGAUGAGGCAGGAAAAUGCUUUGCGCCUAAGGUGCUGGACGUGGUGGGAAAAAAUGCCAUCGACUUGGUCAUUGAUCCCGUCGUGGGUGGUACGUACCUCGCGGAAGAUGGCGAGGUGCUGGCGAAGGACGGAAAGGUUAUCCUGCUAGCUUUCAUGGGUGGAUCAAACAUCACUGUUAACAUUGUUCCAUUCUUCGCUAAACGUGCCCAACUUGUUUUUUCGAAGCUCCGGGACCAGUCAGAGGAGUUUAAGGAGGCCCUUGUGCAAAGCUUUGAGGCUGAGGUGCUUCCAUACAUGGCGAGGCGGGAAAUCGUGUCCUUGGUGCAGGGCACAUACAACCUCGAGGACGCAUCCAAAGCACACGCCUUUAUUGAGCAGGAUGGCACCUGCGGCAAAAUUGUUCUGAUACCUAGGCAGUAG
This is a messenger RNA of Trypanosoma rangeli, 1008 nucleotides long. RefSeq names its product oxidoreductase. The record is from RefSeq and is a predicted model, not a curated record. Gene Ontology annotation, molecular function: oxidoreductase activity. Lineage: Eukaryota; Euglenozoa; Kinetoplastea; Trypanosomatida; Trypanosomatidae. The transcript has a single exon. The coding region runs from base 1 to 1008 and encodes 335 amino acids.